Labrus mixtus (cuckoo wrasse) is the source of this 4322-nucleotide messenger RNA. RefSeq lists its product as uncharacterized. The transcript is spliced from 28 exons. NCBI's taxonomy places the organism in Eukaryota, Metazoa, Chordata, Actinopteri, Labriformes, Labridae. The record is from RefSeq and is a predicted model, not a curated record. The coding region runs from base 34 to 4086 and encodes 1350 amino acids. Gene Ontology annotation, biological process: regulation of apoptotic process; inflammatory response; innate immune response.
UUACUAAGACGUCGACGAUUGUCGCUUGAAAAAAUGACGACACGGAGGAUGCUGUCUAAAACAUUGGCACAUUUGCAUUCUGGGGAGCUUGAGGAAUUCUGCCUACAUGUUGAAUUGGAGAAAGGUGUCCCCCUCCUCUCAGAACUCGAUCUAAAAUCAAUAGACUCAGAGAAAAUAGAGGAGCUGAUGGUGAAGAGAUGCAGCGAGGAGGAGUGUGUGAAGUUGACCAGAAAUAUCUUAAAGAAGAUGAACAGGACUGAUCUCGUGAAGAGAUUGUUUGAUGACAGACGGGAGUCCGAAGAAGAACACUCUAUGGAUGAAGAGCCGCUUUCACUGACCCAGAGGGUGGAAAAGAUGACAUCUGUUAUAGAACUGCUUGUGGAAAUCAUGGCUUACCUAACAGAAGACCAGUAUGAGGAAUUCAAGAAGUUGAUCAGAUAUGAAGGCUACGAAACAUAUAAUUCAUACAACCCUCGUUUGCUGUGGCAGACAAACCAUCAGGACAUUGCGUGUGUUACAGUUUUGACUUUUGGUCAAAACUCUGUUGUGAAGACGAUGAAGAUUUUAAAGAGGAUGAACAGAACAGAUCUGGUGCAGAAGUUGUUGGAGACCAGCUCAAGUUUCAAAAAGAAACCCUCAGAUGAACCACGCUCUGUCCUGUUGGAGAAAGUAGCAACAAUUGCAGCUGUUAAAGACCUGCUUUUGGAAAUCCUGCAUUCUUUAAAUAACGGGGAGCUCAAGAAAUUCAAGAAGUUUCUACUGUCUGCCUUUCAAACGGACUCCAAAGACAUCCCAUAUUUACUGAGACACUCAAACGAGCGUACAGAAAUAUUGGAUGUGAUGGUGCAGACCUACGGACGACAGUCUGUGGAUGAGACCAGAAAGAUUUUAAAGAAGUUGCACAGAGAUGAUCUCGUCCAGAUGUUUUCAGAGACUAGUUCAGAACCCAAAGUGGAUGAGCAUCAACCUCCAGUCUUUGAAAAAACGGUAAAGGAAGAUGUGAAACAUGUUCUUUUGGAAACAUUGAGUGGUUUGAAACUUAAGGAGUUUGAGAAAUUUAAGUGGGUGCUGCAGCUCACAGACUUCCAGAGGAGUUUUACACGAAUCCAGUGGUACGACAUGGAGUGGGCAACAACUCCAGAUGAACUGGUGCAUCUGAUGGUGAUGAACCAGCAGCCUGUGGAGGUGACCAAAGAGGUUUUAUUGGACAUGAACAGGACUGAUCUAGUUGAGAGGCUGAUGGGGACAGACUCAGGACUUCAAGAAGAACACUCUAUGGAUGAAGAGCCGCUUUCACUGACCCAGAGGGUGGAAAAGAUGACAUCUGUUAUAGAACUGCUUGUGGAAAUCAUGGCUUGCCUAACAGAAGACCAGUGUGAGGAAUUCAAGAAGUUGAUCAGAUAUGAAGGCUACAAAACAUAUAAUUCAUACAACCUUCGUUUGCUGUGGCAGACAAACCAUCAGGACAUUGCGUGUGUUACAUUUUUGACUUUUGUUCAAAACUCUGUUGUGAAGACGAUGAAGAUUUUAAAGAGGAUGAACAGAACAGAUCUGGUGCAGAAGUUGUUGGAGACCAGCUCAAGUUUCAAAAAGAAACCCUCAGAUGAACCACGCUCUGUCCUGUUGGAGAAAGCAGCAACAAUUGCAGCUGUUAAAGACCUGCUUUGGGAAAUCCUGCAUUCUUUAAAUAACGGGGAGCUCGAGAAAUUCCAGAAGUUUCUACUGUCGGCCUUUCAAACGGACUCCAAAGACAUCCCAUAUUUACGGAGACACUCAAAUGACCGUACAGAAAUAUUGGAUGUGAUGGUGCAGACCUACGGGCGACAGUCUGUGGAUGAGACCAGAAAGAUUUUAAAGAAGUUGCACAGAGAUGAUCUCGUCCAGAUGUUUUCAGAGACUAGUUCAGAACCCAAAGUGGAUGAGCAUCAACCUCCAGUCUUUGAAAAAACGGUAAAGGAAGAUGUGAAACAUGUUCUUUCGGAAACAUUGAGUGGUUUGAAACUUAAGGAGUUUGAGAAAUUUAAGUGGGUGCUGCAGCUCACAUACUUCCAGAGGAGUUUUACACGAAUCCAGUGGUACGACAUGAAGUGGGCAACAACUCCAGAUAAACUGGUGCAUCUGAUGGUGAUGAACCAGCAGCCUGCGGAGGUGACCAAAGAGGUUUUAUUGGACAUGAACAGGACUGAUCUAGUUGAGAGGCUGAUGGGGACAGACUCAGGACUUCAAGAGAAACAUCGGCCUGAACAGCCCCAUCAAACAUCCACCAUAACAUCACUUCAUUGGACACUUCGGCAAACAUUGAGAGGCUUAAGAUAUGAAGAGCACGAGCUAUUCAAGCAACACCUGCUGCAUAUCACCCAACAAAAAGGCCUCCCAGAAGCCCCAGAACAACAAAUGAAGAAGGCAGACAUGGAUGGUAUAGUGAUGCUGAUGGUGGAGAUCUAUGGCCAACAGUCUGUUGAGCUGACCAAAGACAUUUUACAGAGAAUGAACAGGACUGAUCUGGUCAGAAAGUUGUCAGAAAGCAGCUCAGGAUUCAACACUGAGAAGAAACUUCAGCAAAAAGAUCCACAACAUGAAUCAACCAUGACACCGGUCCAUUCACAGCUUUUAGAAACACUAGAAGAAUUAGGUUCAGGGGACCUGGAGAAAUUCAAACAUGCCUUGCUCUACACUAAAAUGAAAAAAGGGCUUCCAAAAAUCCCAAGAGACCAAGUGGAGACCGCAGACAAAGAUGAGAUAGUGAAGCUGAUGGUGGAGAUCUAUGGCCAACGCUGUGUGGAGGUGACUAAAGAUGUUUUAGAGAGGAUGAACAGGACUGAUCUGGUCGGAAAGUUGUCAGAAAGCAGCUCAGUAUCUAAAGGGCCUUUUGGUUGUGUGGAGCCUGACGACUGUGGACAAAAAAUGCCGGACUCUGGUCACUGGACCAAACUUGAUCCUGAAGUGAACAGUACUGAUGGAGAUGAGUCUCCUACAUACAGCCUACAGAGUGAAGCAGGAAACUGUUUUGAAUGCAAUGUCUCCGGCAUUCGCUGGAUCUGUAAGGAUAAGGUCAGCUUUCAGUACAAGUUUUGCUCUUGGGAGGAACACAUUGAGAGGAUGGAAAGCUUGAAAUACUUGCCUGCAGGUCCUCUAAUGAACAUCAAAGUCAUUGCUGGAAAGUUUGAUGAAGUGUACCUGCCACACUGGAUCUGCAUAGACGGCAACACUGACAUAUUAGGAGAGUUUGCCGUCCUCCACAUCGAUGACUGUGGUGAUGUUGUGGAACAAGUUUCUGAGGUCACGCCUUGCCAUGUCAAGUUAGCUGAACCAGUUUUCUCGUCAAAGGGGGUUCUGAUCAGAGUUGGUGCACGUGUGAAAACACGCUGCAGCGUGUUGAUAUUUAAGAACAACAAAGCAUUCCUCAAGCUCAAUGUUUAUCUGAUCCCAUGUGAUCCUGGUCUUCGAGAGGAAAUUCUCAAGAUUGAAUCAACCAAUGGAAACAAAGAAAUUCGAAAACCACCUGAAUAUAAGCCCUUGAGAAUGAAGGAUCGUUUUAUUUUAUCAACCGAUAUGGAUGGUGCAGUAGUUCGUCCCAAAGAAGUCAAGCUCAAAUAUGAAUUCACUGAUCCACAGUACUUUCAAGUAUGUAUAAGAAAUCCAGACGCAGACUUCCUCCUCGAGCUUACAAAAAAAAAUGAGAGUAUACCAGUGUGGACCUGCACAAUUGAUGAAGAUGAUUACCAAACCAAUUCCCGUGCGCCAGAUGAUUACCAAGGCACUUCCCAUGCACCAGCUGCAAGACCCUCAGCCGGAGCAACUGGUGUAGAUACCACAUCAGAUGACAAACACUUUGUGGAUAAACAUAGAAUCCAGCUCACCGAAAGAGUGAGCCACAUGGAACCCAUUCUGGAUCGUCUCCUCGAGAAAGGUGUCCUCCAGGAAGAGGCUUACAAUAAAAUCAGAGCUCUGCCCACCUCUCAGCAGAAGAUGAGAGAGCUCUACAGCGGUUGCCUGAAAGCUGGUGCUGCUAGCAAAGCUAUCUUCUACGAUAUCCUUCUGGAAUUUGAGGAAUUUCUCAUUGACGACCUCAAGACAAACCACUAAAUGUUGGGGUGAAAUCUGUUUUAGACCAAAACCCGUUUUUAAUACAUGAAUAAUUGGGAAAUAUUCAUUGUAAUGUUAUGUCUCUAUGUGGGUUUUCCUAUUUGACUUUUGACCAGAUUCAGCAAAUUUUGAUGAUCAUGCAAAAAUAAUGAACACAAUUUAUAAUUGAAGAGCUCUCCUUUUUUAACCUCAUUAAUUGAUGUGAAUUAAAACCGAAUUAUAUGAAUUUUGCCAAA